Messenger RNA from Olea europaea var. sylvestris, 984 nucleotides. Its product is annotated as transcriptional adapter ADA2-like. Gene Ontology annotation, cellular component: nucleus. Gene Ontology annotation, molecular function: transcription coactivator activity; chromatin binding; zinc ion binding. The transcript has 3 exons. NCBI's taxonomy places the organism in Eukaryota, Viridiplantae, Streptophyta, Magnoliopsida, Lamiales, Oleaceae. The coding region runs from base 221 to 739 and encodes 172 amino acids. Gene Ontology annotation, biological process: chromatin remodeling; regulation of transcription by RNA polymerase II. The record is from RefSeq and is a predicted model, not a curated record.
GAGAUAGAGUGCGACGGCACUUUAGCUGGGAAUUCUUGUCGCUAUCCAUUUUCCAGUCGGAUGGGAAUAUGCAUAAUGAUGCAGUAACAGUAAAUCUACAACAGCAAAUUCACUACCCAAUUCGUCAAUACUGGGUUUUGAGGUUGUGUUAUGCCAUUUCUUCGUGAAAAGUUUGGAGCCCUAGAUUAUUAUUCUUGAAAGUUUGGUCCCAUUCAAGAACAUGGGUCGUUCACGCGCUGCCCAUCAAUCUGCCGAUGAGGAUCCCGCCCAAAGUCGUUCAAAGAGAAAACGGACAGCUCAAAACAUGGAGAAUACUGAAACUGUGACUACUGUUCCCGGAAUGAAGGAUGGUAAAAAGGCAUUGUACCACUGUAACUAUUGCAAUAAAGACAUCUCAGGGAAGAUUCGCAUCAAAUGUGUGAUGUGUCCUGAUUUUGACCUGUGUGUGGAAUGCUUUUCUGUCGGAGCGGAGGUGCAUCCUCACAAAAGCAAUCAUCCUUACAGAGUCAUGGUUAGUCACCGUACUGAACGUAUCACUUCCCUUUUUCUGAUGUGUUGCGCUGCUCAAGUUCGUAAUCUGUAUUUCUUUGGCCUGAGAAGCUCACUGUUAUUUGCCAUUUUGUGGCGGUUACAGAAAAUUGUAACUGUUGAAAUCUGGGAUGCAAUUCACGUCCACUAUUUAAUUCUUUAUAGCUGGUUUUUCCAGUUUUUGUAUUUUGAAAAUCAGAUUCUUACCUGAUGAUGCAAUUUGCUUAAAAGAGUAGCUAAAGGAGCACAAAGUUUCAUGGCACUAACAACACCAAACUUGACUUAACAUUUGCUUCAGUUGAUCAGAGAAUUUGAAGGAAGAAAAUAUUAAUUUUUAUUCAAUUUCAAUGUCUAAUUAUUACAAUGCAUGAGGCCCCCUUAUAUCGAGUUUAAGCUAGUCUAAUUUAAGUAGGAAAAUAAUAGGAAAUCUAUUAACUAAAACUCUAAUUAUGUUUC